AUGGGAAGUUCCCACUCUGUUCAGAGCAAAGAUGAGCGUCGCCGCUCCAACCGUCUCUCUAAACCUCCAACAAACAAGGUAUCCAUAAGUCCCAGUCCCACGAACCCAACUUCGCCUUGUCAAGCUUCAGGGCCCGCUACCGAUACCCUUACCUGGCAGAACCCAUGGACUGGCACCACGAUCCCUGUCAGUCCAUCGGUUCAUGAUCAUCACGCGCAGAGGUCGCAGUCGUUUCCGUCUGUUCCCCAUCAGUCUGAAGCGCCACGGGGUCUUGCGAACGGGGUCAACGGAAGCCGUGUCGUUCUUGAGGAAACAGACGAAUCGUGUCCUCAGUCUCCAUGCGCAAGCUUAGGCAAAGCCAAAGGCUGCAUGCAUGAUCGAGCCUUUGAAGAGGCAGCCUCCUCCAACACGCAUUUCAUGGUAGACACUCAAGGGUUUUCCUUGAUGCGCCGAAGAUCCCUUCUUACGAAACCCGGAAUUGCCACAAGACGAUCUGCAAAAGGGGCCAUUGGAAGGCUUCCACCUUCCAUCGACCAGGAACAUGGGCAUUCUUUCAGCCAUGUGGACUCUCAACUUAGAGACCAGGAGGUCGUCUGUACGCUUUUGCCUGCCCAGCUCCGCCCACCCACUCCAAGCGAUUCAGAGUACACACAUCUCGGCAACCUCAAGCUCGGAUCACUGCGAGUUGUGAAUGGAUCGGCAUCGCCGUGCCCAAGUGAUCGAUCUCGGUUAGAUGAGGCGCGAAGUUCGACCCCUGAAGCCGACGAGAACGCUGCGCAGUCAGCAGCGUCAUGGCGCAACCGUGAUGUAAGUCAAAACAAUGCAGACGCGAGCCGUACCUCGAAAUCGCAAGAAGACGCUCCCUUGCGCUCCGUCCGUCGAGUAGUGGAAGAGUCCCUACAUGAUGUGUCAGAAGGGCAAACCAUCAUGAAUCCGCUUGCGUCAUUGUUGAAAAUCCCGUCGCUGCCCGACUCGAAGGGAUCCGAUGACUUUCCCGCCAGUCCUUUCUCAUUCGAUAAGUCGCCUAUUAAUAUAUAUCCUCAUGGUCAAGAUCCGUAUCUGUUUUCUAAGGAAAUAUACGACGAGGGUGUAUCGGUUCCUGACGAUGGAGAAAUCUUUGGCCACCAAGCAAUGCCAACUGCCCCAGGGGAACCUGGCACAAUAAGGCCACCGAGAUUACACAAAAAAGCUGAUAGUGGCUACAGUUCUGCAACCUCGGUUCGGUCUCUGCAAGACGGUCGUUCUCGAACCUCUAUUGAUUCCCAAGCCUCAAGAAGACAUUCUCCAGAAUAUCACCACUCCACCCUUGGGGACACCGUGAAGGCUUCUCAAAUUCGGGAGGAACAGGGCAAUCAGCUUGUAAUGCGCCGUCAUGUAAGCCUCCAGGGCCACAGGGCGGGUUUUAUGGCUGAAGCGAGUACAAGUACAAUGUGCCAUGAACCCCAAGAAACGCCCUCUUAUGGCCGCAGUAGAAGCUCGUCGUACUCGGUUCCGCGGAAUCCCAAUCGCACCUCUUUUCGAACUCAGUACUGUGCGCAGUUGCGCAACUUUGAGCCGAUUGCCAACUGGAUGCCUCGUUCGUCGAUACGUCAGAUGGAAGACUCUGACUUGGAAGCAGUGAGGGGUGUACGGUACAAAAAGCACGCUGCUCAGCCCAAUGAUCUACGUGAUCUAUCCGUCCACUCUCAGUUGGACCGCACCAAGGAGAUCGUUGACGAUCUCGAAUUACAGAGCAACAGGCUACUCCGGUCAGCAUCAGAAAGUAACUUCGCCCACAAAAGUAACUCCAGAUACGCAAGCACUCGAGCUACGGGAUCAGAAAGGAAGACAGCGGCCAGGAUAUGGUCACAACGACCGGGCAUCGAGGCCCCGCCCUUGCCUAUGUCUCCUAUUUCAGACACUUUCGGAGGCUCAGAGUACCAAAACCGCGAUGUCUGCGCAUGGGAACCAGCACGCGGUAGAAGCCACAGCCGGGGCAUUGAGUUUCCGCACCGUCAACUGGCAAAGCCGCAGGCCCAGAAACGUUCGGACAUCUACCUGGCAACAUCGCCGUUCAUUUUCACUUGA
Messenger RNA from Aspergillus thermomutatus, 2067 nucleotides. RefSeq lists its product as uncharacterized. The coding region runs from base 1 to 2067 and encodes 688 amino acids. NCBI's taxonomy places the organism in Eukaryota, Fungi, Ascomycota, Eurotiomycetes, Eurotiales, Aspergillaceae. The transcript has 2 exons. The record is from RefSeq and is a predicted model, not a curated record.